This is a messenger RNA of Rotaria sp. Silwood2, 528 nucleotides long. The record is from the annotation of a GenBank genome assembly. NCBI's taxonomy places the organism in Eukaryota, Metazoa, Rotifera, Eurotatoria, Philodinida, Philodinidae.
AUGAAAAAAAAACUAGGUGAACAAUUACAACCUCCAAUAAUUUUACGUGAAUCCAGUGAAGAUGAUGUAUUAUUAGGUUCUCGUAAAAUUUUACCAUGUAAUGCUAUUGGUUAUCCACCUCCAACUUAUAUGCGGUUACGUGAAUGGCAAAAUUUAAUAUCAAAUUUUUCUAAAUUUACUAAAAAUGAUGUUGGUAUUGUUGCAAGUAAAGCAACACACUUAAUGGUUUGUUCAUUAUCACAUGACAAUAAACAUAUUAUACCUAAUGAAAAAUAUUUUAUUACAUCAACAUAUAAUCUUGUUAUACUUAAUACAGAAUAUCAAGAUGAAAAAAUUUAUUUUGCUAUUAUUGAAAAUAUAUUUGUUGGUAGUGGUACAAGACAAUCUCCAGAUUAUUGUUUACAAAUUAAUCGACGAAAAAGUUCAUUUCAAUUAUCUAUACCAGAAUUUAUUGUUAAACUAACAGAUCAAUUAGCAACUAUUGGUGAUCCUAUUAAAUCAUUUGAAUGUGUUGCUAAUGCUGGGUAA